This is a messenger RNA of Vicia villosa (hairy vetch), 1254 nucleotides long. RefSeq lists its product as uncharacterized. Lineage: Eukaryota; Viridiplantae; Streptophyta; Magnoliopsida; Fabales; Fabaceae. The record is from RefSeq and is a predicted model, not a curated record. The transcript has a single exon. The coding region runs from base 292 to 1131 and encodes 279 amino acids.
CUCUUUAUUUCAACGGUUAUUUUCUCAAAACUUGAAUCACCACUUUAUUCAAAACCAUUGAUCAGCUGAAUUAACGAAACAAAACUCUUCGAACUACUUGAAGAAAGGUGGGACCCUUGUGACAAAAUUUAGUACAACAUUCGGAUCUUGUUUCUUUACUUCCUUAAAACUUAGGAUUUGCUUUGUCCUCUCAACCGUCGCUUUCAUCCUCUUUAUAUAUAAUAACUUCAUCACAUUAUCACAUAACUCAAUUCUCACCUAUUUUUACAAACUAGCAUUGAAAUUCAUAACAUGAUGGAGAAGGAAGUAAUGCUAGUAGCUGUAGCAGUGCCUUCCAUAGAUUUCAAUUUCAACACCAACUGUUCAUCUUCCCAUUACAUCACUGACCCUUCAACUCCCCAACAUUUCCCCAACAACUUCUCCUUCACGUCCCUCAAAGAUGAUGAUCAUAAACCUAUCAUCAACAACAAUGAUCAAGAUUUUGAAUUCAACUUCAAUACCCAUCUUCAAAGUUCUUCUCUUUCUGCUGAUGAACUUUUCCAUGCUGGAAAAAUUCUCCCUCUCAACCUCAUCCCACCUCAUCAUCAUCAUCAUCAAGAACAACAGGAAACAGAGAAAAAGUUACUAGAAGAAGAACAACAACUGAAUAAGGUUUCUGGUAGAGAAAGAUCUUCAUCGUUUUCGUUUCCUACUUGUCGUGAUCAUAGAAAAUAUUCCAAACUCUCCGAUAGUAACAAAAACAUUAAACAAAUCGAAACUUCAUCUUUUUCAUCUUUCUUGUCAACAAUUACCUUCUCAAAAGGUUAUCGAAAAUGGAGAUUCAAAGAUUUUCUUUUAUUUCGGAGUGCUUCGGAAGGAAGAGGCUCAGACAGAGAUCCUUUGAGGAAAUACAGAGUUUUGUCUAAAACGACAGCGUACGAGGAUGUCGGGAACUCUAGUUUCCGAUCCGUUGAGAAUUCCGGUUCGGUUUCCAAACGGAGAAAACCGGUUUCGGCUCAUGAGUUGCAUUAUACGCUGAACCGGGCCGCUUCUGAGGAAUUGAAGAGGAAAACUAUGUUGCCUUAUAAACAAGGUUUGUUGGGCUGUUUGGGGUUUAAUCAUGGUAUGAAUCACACUAGUAGAAGAUUUUGAUCUUUAGAAUGUUCAUAUUUCAAUACAAAUCUUCUUUUUUUUCUUUAAAGAAAAUUAUUGAUUUGUUGUUUUUUAUUUUUAUUUUUUUUGAAACUCCCUUUGAAAAUGUAUGCAAUUCUAUCU